Lepus europaeus (European hare) is the source of this 2493-nucleotide messenger RNA. RefSeq names its product NCBP2 antisense 2 (head to head) (gene NCBP2AS2). The transcript is spliced from 2 exons. The record is from RefSeq and is a predicted model, not a curated record. The coding region runs from base 97 to 396 and encodes 99 amino acids. NCBI's taxonomy places the organism in Eukaryota, Metazoa, Chordata, Mammalia, Lagomorpha, Leporidae.
AUCAGGCGGCGCGGAGGCGGGCACAGUCCGCGGGCCAGCGUCGCCGGUCCGGGCGCGGGGGAGGCGUGCUCUUGGUUCCGGGACGCUCUCCCGAGGAUGGUUCUUCGGCGGCUGCUGGCCGUGUUGCUGCACAGCCCGCAGCUGGUGGAGCGGCUGGCCGAGUCUCGGCCCAUCCGGCGUGCGGCGCAGCUUACGGCCUUCGCGCUGCUGCAGGCCCAGCUGCGCGGCCAGGACGCGGCCCGCCGUCUGCGGGGCCUCGCGGCGGGGCCCGCCGGCUCGCUGGGUCGUCGCGCCGCGCGAUUCCGAGACGCCUUCGCACAGGAACUACGCCGUGGCCUCCGGGAUCGCCCGGGGACACCACCGGGGAGCCAGAGGGGUCCAGGCGCAAACCCUUGAGCCCGGGCCGAGGUCGCCUACUUUCGCUUCGGGGAUGUACAGUGGCUUCGGCGCUGAGGAGUCAUCCCGGGCACUGGGCACAGCUUCGAAACCCUGACUCAGAUUUCCGGCCUGCAGACGUCCCACUCCGAAGAGCCCAAGCCGAACGGACCUCCUCGUUGAAGCCCUGUGACGGGCAGGGCUCCGUGUGGCCAAAGACCCCGAAGCCUGAGGGGCUGCCCCGGGACGCAGCCAGAAAGGGAGCCUGCCCUCUACAAAUGGGACAAGAACUCGGGCUAGAUAUGCGGGGAGGAUCAUGGAUGGAAACACGGCCCUGCAGCUGCCGAAAUCCUGAUUAAAUGCGUGAGCUGAUUAACCGGCAUGAGUGUGGUGCUUCUCAGACCAGGUGGAUUGGGAGGCCUGGGCUCUGUAGGCCCGCACACACAGUGAGUGCUUACUCUGGGCUGGCGUUUGCUAAUCGCUCUCAGUGUGGGUUAUCACACUUAACUCUUCACAGCGUGUUCGUGGGAGGAAGUGGAUAUUACUUCUUACGUUGCCCAGAGCCUUACAGAGCGGAAUGUGAGUACAGGCAUUUGACUCCGGGGCCUAAAUCCGUAAUCACAGCUCUCUACAGCAGCUACCCUGCCCCAGUGCCUGUCUUCCUCCACCGCCGUCACCACCAGGCAUUAAGACUACCAGGAUUCCUGUUCACUUUUGUGGGUCUGGGAUACAAACCACUGGUCCAGCUAACGGACCUACAAUUAGGAUGCUAAUUGUAUACAGAAGUGCCCUGUCAUUUCCGGCUCUUCAUUGGGUGUCUGAUGGGCUCUACUUAGGCUACACAAUUAAUCAUUCCAUCUAGGAAGCUUGAAGCCUUUAAACGUAACCGGUACUGACCAAGCAUCAUGCCUCCUGUGUUCCCACAGGGCAGGUUGGAAGGACCUGAGCGACGUCGCUGAGGUGGGAGAACACCUGGGCUCCCUCCUCUGUGAGAGUGAGCCUGCAGGGCAAGGUGCAGCAAUGGCCAGAGGGCUUAGGAACAGGAGUAGGAGAGGGGAGAAAACUUCCAGAAUAACUCUUUUGGAUAAUAACCGAACACAGAGACAGCAGGUACCAAGGUGCCAUUAGAUGCAUUGCCACUCCCACUUGCAUUCUUAAAGGGCUUUGUGGGAGAGAUGCCUAUUAAGCCAGGGGACAUGUGCUGUGGAGUCCAGGAAUGACAAAAUUAGCUGGCACAUUCUGCAGAGAUCCUUUGGCCUAGUGUGUUCUGAGCCGAAGGGGCUUUGUCAAGGUCACACACAGUCUGUGAGUGGCAGGUCUAGGACUAGAGGGCGCCCCUGAGUCGGAGCCUCUUGUUCUCUGUGUCACCACAUUGCCCUCCCAGGAUCCGACAGGCCAGAUUGACUAAGGAAGCCAAAGAGUUGUCAUUAGUAGUUCCUGUCUUCACAACCAGGCACUAUUACGUAUUUAAAACAUCAUGGUGGCCCGAAGGACUAGGGCAGGCGCAGACAGCAGGUGCCAUAUUCACAUCAGGAUCCUUUGGGGACCUUGACACCAGGACCAUGACUCAUCAGGUCUUUGUUCUCCAAUAGAGAAGUGCCAGCUCACCAAGAAGGCCGCACACCCAACAGCUGUGCCUUAGAGAGGCACCAGUGGAAAUCCUGAAAGAGACCCGUGGCUGUGGCCUAGCAGCCCAGUCCAGCUACCCAUGUGGAAGGAAACCCAGAAAGAGGCUAGCGUUUUAUUAGGGUCAUCCCAAAGGUCAGUGUUACCACUCAGGGAGGAGACGUGAAGUCCUCACUUCCCAGUUAUUAUCACAGAAGGGCUGCAGCUACUGCUCAUGUGCACGGAUGGGCUUCUCCCUCCCCCAGAACAUCCACUCCACUCUUCACUCUGCUGCACUUUAGCUCGGCCGCACGUGGGGAGUUUUACCUGCCAUGACCUCAGGUGACUGGAAGAACUCAUCAGGGUGCACGUAGCCUGUCUGCGGGAGGAGACACCAUAGCACUCGGAGCAGGCUGAGGCCGCCCCAGAGCCCCCUGGCUGCCAUCUUCAGAGCAGACUGUCACCACACACUGAGCCAAGAGCUGUAGCAGCUGCUGCUCUGGAUCCACAGAU